UGACACAAAUGGCACUAAGUGUUCAUCGCAACUCUUACUCCUAUUACCAAGAAGAUUGCUGUGGUAACUCCUGGCUCACUACCCUAAACAUCAGACAGACAUUAUUGUAUGUCACAAAAUACAGACAACAAAUGCAGUUCUUUUCUGCAAAAAUAAAAGAACAGAUUGCUUUCGAGUGAAUCUAGUGCAUCCGGAAGCCAUUUCUUUCAUUGCGAAAAAAGUAGGGUCUAACUUUAUUUCCGCUUUCUUCACGUUUUUAUAAAUCGCCAUGGAAUAUACAAUGUAUCCUACUGAUAUAACGCGGGAGAUUUAUCCAACUCAUGAAGCUACUGAUCAUGACUUGCCGGGAAUAGCGGACCAGGUUCUUCAGUCCCUUAGUCUUGGAUUGAUCAUGGCGGGAACUCUCAUCUUCAACACCUUGACAAUUUUCAUCAUUCUUCGCGUGAGAUCUUUGAGAUGCAUCCCUCACAACCUGUUGAUCUUAAAUCUGGCGAUUGCGGACCUGGGGGUGGUUUUGUGUAGCAUGGUGUUUUCUUUCGUCUCCAUUUUUGACAAUGGAUACUUUCUCAGCUCUCAUCGAAAAGUAUGCAUGGUUCAAGGCUUCUUGGUAAUCACGGUUAGCUUUACCAAUCUCCCCACCAUUCUCUCGAUCGCCGUAGAUCGUUUGCUUAUCCUCGUCCUGUCCCGCCAUUUCCAGCCGAACCGAAGCCGGGUGCUCGUCAUGGUCGCCAUAUCCUGGCUAGUCGGUGCGACCGUGGCGACCGUGGCGACCGUCUCCGCAACGAUCGGGCACGCUACUUACAUCAGCUACCAUCCGGGAACUCUCCACUGCUCAAUGAUGUGGCGGGAGAAUGAAUCUUUCCGCAUCAAUACGAUUAUAUUGAACUACGGAUUUUUCGUUCUCUCCUUGCUCGGCUGCUAUGUUUCCAUUACCUACCAUCUCUGGAAGGAAGAAAGACGCCUGAAAAGUCAUUCUUUGUCGAGGUCCAAGGCAACGGACAGGGUGACCAUGUCCACAGCUGUGACAGAGGGUGCUACACCUAAACCAGAUGAGGGUGCACAGCAAGAUUCGGGAGAAGGCAAUGAGAGUUGGAUAUUUUCACACAGUGCCUUAGCGACCAAAGACAGAGUGGAAUUCAGUGAAACUCACUCAAAUCACCACUUGCAGGAUGAGCAAGAUGGCGCCCAUACCACCAAUGUGACCACAGCGAAGAAGAAUAGACUGAAGAUUGAGAGGCGUAAACAUAUGGCACACAAGCGAGUUGCAAAAAUGGCCAUACUACUGGUCCUCGCGGUCGUUACUUGCUGGACACCAUACAUGCUCUACCACUCGAAGCUCAUCGGGAGCCACGAAACCGCUCGCCUGGGAGUCUUUACCAUGUGGAUGGCGUAUUGCAACGCCCUCAUCGAUCCACUCAUCUACGCCUUCGUCAACAGGAGUGUCAGGGCUGAGAUGCGUCGAGUUGUCAGGAAUAUGCGUCGUAUUAUUUCAUCGAUUGGAUCAAAGGUUCCUUGAAAUUGAACCGAAAACUGUU
Molecule: messenger RNA, 1535 nt
Organism: Strongylocentrotus purpuratus (purple sea urchin)
Lineage: Eukaryota; Metazoa; Echinodermata; Echinoidea; Camarodonta; Strongylocentrotidae
Product: 5-hydroxytryptamine receptor 1-like
Exons: 5
Coding region: 269-1516 (415 amino acids)
Biological process (GO): G protein-coupled receptor signaling pathway
Cellular component (GO): membrane
Molecular function (GO): G protein-coupled receptor activity
Source: RefSeq, a predicted model, not a curated record